Molecule: messenger RNA, 6231 nt
Organism: Salvelinus sp. IW2-2015
Lineage: Eukaryota; Metazoa; Chordata; Actinopteri; Salmoniformes; Salmonidae
Source: RefSeq, a predicted model, not a curated record
AGCGAGAGAGAGGAAGAGAAAGAGAAAGAGAAAAGGCGACUAGGAACUGAAUAAGCACUCCCACCGUGGGUGCGUGCCACCAUGGGAGCCUUGCAUCACUUGCCCGAGCCGUAGCUUCGUCCAUGGGCUAUGUCGUGAUCCGUGGGCUCCGCCAGCGGGAUUUCUGUCAGUGAUCCUAGCCGCCAAAGAGAGGGGGAGAAGAUGUCCGCCUCGGUGGGCCCUCCGGGCGGCGCGCGUCCACCCGUCGUGCCGGCGUCCAUGCCCGAACCGGACCUGAGCCAUCUGACGGAGGAGGAGAGGAAGAUCAUCAUGGCCGUGUUAGCUCGACAGAAGGAGGAGGAGGAGAAGGAAGAGGCCAUGUUAAAGGAGGAGAAGCCCAUCCAAGCAAGAACUGUGAACCUGGUUGGGCAGAAGAAGCCUCCUCAGCAAAACGAUGUCCGAGGUAUCCAGCAGCAGAUGUCGAGCUACAGGGAGACGGUGCGGCGGGUGGGGGAGGAGACGCGCCGGCAGACCACCACGGGCCAGCACCGGGACGACGCUCCCACCUGUGGCAUCUGCCACAAGACCAAGUUUGCUGACGGCUGUGGCAGCCUCUGCUCUUACUGCCAGACCAAGUUUUGUGCCCGCUGCGGAGGGAGGGUGUCCUUGCGCACCAACAGUGAGGACAAAGUGGUGAUGUGGGUGUGUAAUAACUGCCGUAAGCAGCAGGAGAUCCUCACUAAGCCAGGGGAGUGGUUCUCAGGUCCAGGGAAGCCAGGUCUAGGCUCAGGCAUCAGUGACCCGGCCAUGUGUGGCCUGAACCCCGGUGACAAGAAGCUCCGUUCCCACUUCCAAGUCCCCCUGGGGCCCCUCGACCCCAAUCACCCCGGUGACCCAGGACUGGCACCCGGAAUGGACCUCCGGUCACGUAGCGAGCCGCCGAGAAAGCCGGGCGAUCAGAACGUUAAAGGUCGAGGUGAGCGUCGGCCGGGUCACCCCAGACUCCAUACCCAGGUGUCAGUGGACCGGGACCAGUGGGAGCGGGAGCGGAGGGAGGGCCGGCGGCUGAGUAAGGGCCGCUCUCUGGAACACGACCCUGUGGGAGUGGGGGUCCCCCGAUGGACAGAGGAGGGCUACCACAUAGACCCCAACGCCCCCCGACAUUUAGCCCAGCCAGUGGAGCCACUGGGGGGCAGGCACCCUCUACAGCCCCAGGGGCGAGGCAGGGGGGUUGGGAUGGGGAUUGGGUUUGAGAGUGUUGGGGGCAUUGGGGGCCAGCCUGAGGCUAUGCUGGGCCAGAGGACGGUGGUGGGGGGCACUAGAGGGCCACAGGGCCUCGGCCCUCCACAGCUCCAGCCCCCAGAACUCAGGGAGCCUCCUGGGACAGCCCCAGGCCCCGGACCCGGUCAGGAUCCCCUCCUGCGCCGGUCCAAACGGGAGAAGGCUGAGAGCAUGCUGCGCAAUGAUUCGCUCAGCUCGGACCAGUCAGAGUCUCUGCGGCCGCCCCCGCCACGGCCCUACAAGUCAAAACGUGGCGGUGCCGGGAAGAGACAGACAUCUGUCAGCAGCUCAGAGGAAGAGGGAGGGACCACGCCGGAGUAUAGCAGCUGUGAGGACGCCGAGAUUGAGAGUGUCAGCGAGAGAGGUGAGAGAGGGGACUGGGAGUGCUACCCGCCGGACCCCACUGUGUGGCAUCAUCCUGUGACAUGGCAGCCGUCCAAAGAGGGUGACCAUCUAAUUGGCCGAAUCACCCUGAGCAAGAGGAGUGCUAUGCCCAAAGAGGCCGGAGCACCGCUGGGGCUGAAGGUGGUUGGGGGAAGGGUCACAGAGGCGGGCAGACUGGGAGCCUUCAUCACUGUAGUCAAGAAGGGCAGUCUGGCCGACAUCGUGGGACACCUUCGAGCAGGGGAUGAGGUUCUGCAGUGGAACGGCAAGAUGUUGCCAGGAGCAACCCAGAAAGAAGUUUAUAAUAUCAUUCUCAAUUCCCAAGCAGAACCUCAAGUGGAACUAGUGGUGUCUCGGCCCAUUGGUGAUAUCCCAAGAAUCCCAGACACGUCCCACCCUCCAUUAGAAUCUACAGGUUCCAGUUCAUUUUGGGCACCAGUCCCAGUCAAGGAUGGAGCGGCCAUCUAUAUCGGUUCAAUUUUUGGCUGGUAUGACAAGAUCCUAAUAGAGCUGGAGACAGCCCCGUUGGAUGACAAGCCUCACUGGUACAAGCUGCAGACCCACGACGUGUCGUCUAUCCCCCUGCCCUGGCCAUCCCCUUACAUGCCCCGCAGAAACACAGACACACCCAGCAAGAAGCUGCAGCGUUCUCAGCGUGUUAAAGAGCCUGAGUACGAUGACACUGGAUCUAUGCCUAAAGCUGCCGAGAGGGGUUCGGGGAGGGGGGAGAGCAGAAGGUCCCCACGCCACCACUGGAGGUGCCGGAGCAGAAGAGGACACCCCGCAUCGCUCUCGACUCUGUCUCUCUCACAGAGAGGAACAGGGCAGGGGCGACAUCGACCCGCCAAUGUCCCCACCCAGAGCUGCUCCCAGUCUCUGCCCCGCAGACGCCCCGCCAGCCCCAGGAUUCUAAUCCAACACGCCUCCCCAGAAGACGACAGGCAAACUCGGAGCCUGGACUCAUCCACCUGUCACACUCUGGGCAAGAAGCUCCCUGACAACGACAGAAUAAAGCCCACCUCCAUCCUGAGGGGGUCCCGAGGACGGCCCCCUCCCCUGCGGCCUCUCGGUAAGGGGACCCUCCGAGAGUUGGCCCCGGGUUCACCCCAACCAUACAGGGGCCACCUCCAAGGUGGUGCGUCUCUGUCCACCUCAGUGAUGUCCUCGUCAGCAGCUCGCAGGGUCAGACAACUCCCACAGGUCCCAGACAAGAGCAGCAGCCCCGUAGAGCAAGCCCUAGCAGCAGAGGAGCGUGUUCGUCAGCUCCAGAUGAAGGUGCAGCAGAGGGACUCCCACAGGAGUCCUGUUGCUCCGUCCACUUCUAGCAGGGACGUGGAGAGGGUGCUCAAGAGCAAACGCGAGGUGCGGACUCCGGCCGCAGAACCUGAAACAGAAGGGGUAGGGUCCGGGGUGGCCCCCAUCAUGGCGGCGGCUCGGGCGCGGACGAGGCCCCCACUCACCAUUGUCAAUACCCGCUUUGGACCAGAGGAAACCAGCUGUGAGAACGUAUCCGCAUCUUCAGACAGUGAUGUCAGCGACGUGUCAGCCAUCUCUCGCACCAGCAGUGUCCGCAUCAGUAGUACCAGCUACAUAUCCAUCCAGUCAGAGAGACCCGGGACGCUUCAAGUAAAAAGAACAACACAUACGCACGCACCAAAGGCGAUGCGUGCGUCAGGCCGCAGCAUGUUAAAGAGCACCAGUGUGAGCGGUGAGAUCUAUGGCAUUGAGCACACGGACGGCAGCCAAUCAGAUACAGCAUUGGGCGGGGGCAAGAAGCGGCGCUCCAGCCUCAGCCAACGGGUGGUGGCCAUUGUGGGCCUGCCCUCCAGACGCAGCUGCAGCACCUCACAGCUCACCUCCCAGAAAGCAGUGGUGGUGGAUACUAAAAAGAAGGGCAAGAAAAAGAACAAAAUCCAGAUCCAGCGGAGUACAGAGGUGGGCAUGGCUGUAGAGUACCCCCGCUCUGCCAUGAACCGCCAGGCCAGCAGAGACUCCACUGACGGAAGCAUGAACAGCUACAGCUCUGAGGGGAAUCUAAUCUUCUCRGGGAUGAGGCUGGGGGUUGACAGUCAGUUCAGUGACUUCCUGGAUGGCCUUGGCCCCGCCCAACUGGUGGGCCGGCAAACAUUAGCCACACCCGCCAUGGGAGAUGUUCAGAUCGGAAUGAUGGACAAAAAAGGCCAGCUAGAGGUGGAGGUGAUUAGAGCACGUGGCCUUACCCCCAAACCAGGGUCCAAAUCACUCCCAGCACCCUAUGUCAAGGCCUACCUGCUGGAUAACGGAGCCUGUAAAGCCAAAAAGAAAACCAAGAUUGCACGUAAAACCCUGGAGCCACUCUACCAGCAGGCCCUGCUGUUUGAGGAGAGCCCACAGGGGAAAGUCCUCCAGAUAAUAGUCUGGGGCGACUACGGGCGACUGGAUCACAAAUGCUUCAUGGGAGUUGCACAGAUCCUAUUGGAGGAGCUGGACCUCUCCAGCACAGUGAUUGGCUGGUACAAAUUGUUUCCUCCUUCCUCAUUGGUGGACCCUACCUUAGCCUCGCUUACGCGGCGGGCGUCCCAGACAUCCCUGGACAGCUCAGGACCAGCUGGUAUGCGCUCUUAGUGACCACAACGCAACCACAACCCCAAAUGGACAACAACCAAUGGACCACAACUGACCAGAGUGCAUGACCACAUCCCUAGGGCCAAGAUAGACCUUAAGCAAAUCAAAGCCAGACAGAGAGAUAGAGAUAUACAGAGAAAGAGAGGGAGAGAGAGAACUAGCCAAUCAAAGUUUAGCUGGAGUCAGACAAUCAUUUCCCAUGCCUCCCUCCUUCCGUUUUCCCUCCUUUCUCUGGGCUGCUAGGGCCUUGCUCCUGAGUCUCACGUCUUCUAUUUCUCAUCCCUCCUUUUUAUGUAUCCAUCCUCCUUCUCUCUGACAUCUCCUUUUUUUGUCCCCUCUUUCUCCAUUCCUCCUCUCCCUCCGUUGAGUGUGUUAUGGCUUGUGCUCCUGAGAUUGAAGGGACUCAUGCAGCCCACUCUGUUAGGGGGCACAAGGGAUGUCAGCCCAGGCUUGGUGUAGCCAAUCAAUGAAGAGGUUAUUGUGAGGCCAUAAAGAGUGUGCAGGAGACAAAGGGAAAAGAUUGAAGACGCCCUGYCGACAGCUGCCCAUCAAAAUGCGUUUCAGCAUUGAGGUCGUCAUGGCGUCGCUAUAUCUGUGAGGAUUGGCGUGAUUGCACAACCUGUUAGGGGAGGGAGACUGCACAGGUGAAAACAAUACUUGUUCUAAGAUCAAAGCAAGCACAAAAGCUUGAUUAUUUUUCAGACAACAAAUGGUUGUGAAAGAGAAAAAAAAGGGCCAAAUUAUGGUUAGAUCUAUUUUAUUCUAUUUGCCUAGAGUUGAGAAUGGUACCUAGAGUUUGCCUAGAGUUGAGAAUGUUGAGAAUGUGGUGCAGACUCCCUGUGUGCAUAUUUGGUUUCGAGUGAUGGUGGUCUGCAGACCAGCAGAGGUCUCGUCACCCCCCGCGAGUGUGGCGGGCGCAGCAUGACUCGGGACCCCGGCCCAAGCUGCAUGCACAUUUUUUUGUAAAACAAAAGCCAGACGAAUUACUUAAAAAGAGACUAGACUAAAUGUGUGUUAGUUCCACAUACUUUAGGCCAGCUUGUAUGUUGCAUGUACUUGUACAGUUUGCUCGUACUGAAUAUGAAUACAAACAGAAAAGCCAUCCGCCAUCCAAGGGCGGACACCGGGGGAAUAAGCUCCGCCCAGGCCACACCUCCCACUCUGCGUAUGAAUAUCCAUAUUAGGAAGUCUCCAAAAUACUUUUUUCUUUUCUUGUGUUCCUUUUGAACCCUUUGGAGAGCAGUGCUGUAUCGUAGUACUGAGCAAACUGACUAUCUGAGGAGCUAGGUGUUUUAACUAUAGUCUUUGGCAGUGGGGCUAGGUAGAGAAUGUGUGUAUAAAAACAGAGAUUAAUGUAUAUGAAGUAUAAUUAUGACAUAAAUGAUAAAAGAUAUAGAUAUAUAUGAUUAUCAAAUGAGUGUAUCUGACUAUACACCUAUCACCUAUAAACACACACACACGUUGUAAAUAUGAGUCAGGGGGACGAUAUUUACACACACAAAACGAUCCAAACAUUCCUAGUCCUAUGGAAACAGAUCUGAGCCCCUUGCCCUGUGCUUUGAGAGCCGCUGAGCGGUGCCCAACCACAAGGGGGAGCCAACAGACCUUUCAGUUUCUCCUCAUAGCAGCCAAAACCAACAUGACUAUUUGCAACACAUGCCACCUUGUUUCUUUAACCGCAAAACUUUAAUCCCCGUAUUUUAUCAUGGUUUGGACUGAACUUAAAACCCAUAAAGAUUUUGUUAGCUGACGUUUUAGUUGAACCUCUUGGGGUGCAGCCCACUGCCCUUUCCUUUGUCGGUAUUACUCCACGAUACUGAUUGUUUACAGUCCAUGAGUUUCCACUCAAAACACGAUAUCUAGAAAAGAAGUAUUCACUUCAACAUUUCUUGUUUGUAUAACAGAUGUGGCUCUACUGAUGUGUAUGUUUUAUAUUCAAGAGUUCAUUUUUAUUAUUUACAAAUAAAAGACUGUGGAAGAAAA